This is a messenger RNA of Episyrphus balteatus (marmalade hoverfly), 1786 nucleotides long. It is a transcript of the gene Surf4, whose product is annotated as surfeit locus protein 4 homolog. The coding region runs from base 245 to 1057 and encodes 270 amino acids. NCBI's taxonomy places the organism in Eukaryota, Metazoa, Arthropoda, Insecta, Diptera, Syrphidae. Gene Ontology annotation, cellular component: endoplasmic reticulum-Golgi intermediate compartment; endoplasmic reticulum; membrane. The transcript is spliced from 5 exons. The record is from RefSeq and is a predicted model, not a curated record. Gene Ontology annotation, biological process: Golgi organization.
UACAAGUUGGCAUUUUCUUCGUUCCUCGCCUGCUCGCUAGCCACUGCUGUAAAAAACGAUCGCUCUACUAGAGCGUAGAUAACUUGAUUCCAAAAAAAAAUUCCGUUUUAGUUUUUUUUUUGUUUAACAUAUUAAAAAAAUUAAAACUAUAUUAUAAUUGCAAUCAGGUGUCUUUUCUUCAAAUUUACACAGUGUGUGAGUGCGUGAUCCUUUAUAAACCUUCAACAAAAGUGAAAAAACAAUCAUGAACAUCCCCAACGAAUAUAUUUCCAAAACGGAGGACGUCGCCGAUCAGGUUAUACGUAAAGGAAAGAACAUCCUGCCAACAGUUGCACGACUCUGCCUUAUAGCUACAUUCUUUGAGGAUGGUCUCCGUAUGUGGUUCCAAUGGAACGAACAACGCGAAUACAUGGACAUGAGCUGGGGCUGUGGCAAAUUUCUAGCAACAGUUUUUGUAUUAAUCAAUUUAUUUGGACAAUUAGGAGGCUGCGGAAUGGUUCUCACUAGAUUUAAGGUCGAAAUUGCUGUCGGAGUACUUUUCUUUAUUGUUGUUUUGCAGACAAUCGCUUAUUCAAUUUUAUGGGAUCCUCAAUUUUUGCUACGUAAUUUAGCUUUAAUUGGAGCAUUACUGCUUGUUCUAGCCGAAUCGAGAGUUGAAGGACGCAGUUUAUUUGCUGGAGUUCCAUCAUUGGGCGAGAACAAACCAAAAAAUGUUAUGCAACUUGCUGGACGUAUUUUGCUCGCUUUUAUGUUCAUUACACUUAUUCGUUUUGAAUUUAGUUUCUUGCAAAUCGUUCAAGAUAUUAUUGGUUCAAUUCUGAUGGUUAUGGUCACUAUUGGCUACAAAACCAAAUUGUCUGCACUUAUUCUCGUAGUACUUUUGACUGUUUUGAAUUUGUAUCAUAACGCGUGGUGGACCAUUCCCGCAUACAAGCCUUUGAGAGAUUUCCUUAAAUACGACUUCUUCCAGACACUCUCAGUCAUUGGUGGUCUAUUGAUGAUCGUGUCACUAGGACCCGGUGGCGUUUCAAUGGAUGAGCACAAAAAGAAGUGGUAGACUAAAAAAAAUAUUUUUUACCUAAAUAUAGAAUUUUUUUUAUAAAAAACAAAAAAACAAAAGGGGGAAAAUUGAGUUUUUCAAAGAGAAAAAAAAAUAUAUCCUUAAAUUCUUUCAAAGACCGCGCAUUUAAAAAAAAUAAUAAAUUAAUUAAUUCAAACUAGAGACGAUUUAUAAGCAAGUUUUAAAAUUUUUCAAGUCAAAUUAAUUUCCUUUCUCUUUUCCAAUGUUAGUCAUUAAGUUAAAACUACUUUUGUCCUAUUUUUUUUUUUUUUGUUAACGUAAAACCGCCGUCGUGUUAUUAUAAAUAAGAAGGGUAAAUAUUUUGUUGUUGCACGUUCUAUUUAAAUGUGGACAUUUAAAUGGAAAAUAAAAACAUUUAUUAUGUACAAAAAACAGUUCAACAAAAACAACAUAAACUCUUGAAAUCAAAUUUUUGUAAAUGUCUUCAAACUUAAUUUUAAACACAAAAUUCCAUUUGACAAUUUGUUUUUUAAAUCUGAAAAGUGCAUUCAGCUUACAGACAAACAUAUUAUUUUUUUUACUUAAUGUGAUUCCCAAGAAAAAAAAAACGAAACAAUUUUAAAUCCAAAAAAAAAAGAAAACAUUUGUAAAAUGUAAAACGUGUUAAAAAAAAAAGAAAACAAAACGAAAUGAAAAUUAUUUUUAUUUUUUGAUUAAUGUAUAAGUUUAUGAAAUGAUGAUAAAAAAUAAAACGAAAAAUGAAAA